GACAUCAACUCUUGCUGAAAAAUAGUUUUAUGGUUCUUUCUAGGAGAAAAUUGGUAGAACAUAUCUUUUGGAAUUGAGGAAACACACAUUUUUUUAUUAUUGUAUGUCAAACGUAGCAUAAAUAGAAGCGAUGUUUUAGUACAGGAAUCAGUAAGAAUCUAUGUUUUGGUAAUUUGGUAAAUCGCUUAAGAGAGAGAAAAGACAUUAUACAAGUUACUACAACUGACUUCUAAGUUUGAGUUUUUUGUAAUAUUGUUUUACUAUUAUAUAAAUCAGCGUGUGUACAUAUAGUGGACCGUUUUGUUUUGUGUUGGUUUUUUUUGUAAUAUUAUUUGACUAUCAGCUGGACCUUAAAUGUUACUGUGAUCUGUUUGCGUUUAGAAUGAUGAGAGUUUUGCAGUUUUUCUGUUUUUUGACAUUAUUUACUUCGGGAUCAGCCUCGGCAGCACAUUUUAUUGGAAAUGAGACUCAACUGAGAACAGAUUUAUUAAUUACGAAUAGUUACAGUAAAGAUGUUCGACCCGAUGAAAAAGUCGAAAUAUCAAUUAGAUUUAAUGUUUUAACUUUAAACGAAUUGAAUAUAAAAACGCAGACUUUAGACAUAACUGGUUGGCUAACCGCGAAAUGGAACGAUUCGCGGUUAUCGUGGACGCCAGCGUCAUAUGGUGGAAUAAACUAUAUGUUUGGAACGGAUUCGUCCUUCUGGAGACCUUUGUUGUUUGUUGAUAACUCAAUUGGUUCAGUAAGCAUGAUAACGGACAGUGCUCUACUUUUGCGCGCGAAAUAUACAGGGGAGGUAAUGUGGGAACCUCCAGCCAUUUACACAACACAUUGCGAAAGCGUCAUAACUUAUUACCCCUUUGAUGUCCAGAACUGUAUGGUGGAAAUCGUAAGCUGGGCUUACACUAUAGACGAGGUCAAUUUAACUCAUAUGGAAACUCAUAUCAACUUUGAAGACUACCGUGCGAACGGAGAAUGGACUUUGUUGAGUUCUCAUUUAGAGACGAAUCAACUUGUCGACGGCCAUGAGAUUUUCUCCCAGUUGGAAUUCGUCAUGAAGUUCAGACGUCGUCCAACAUUUUACAUAUUCAACAUUAUCCUACCGAUCAUGCUGUUGUCUUUUCUGAGUGUCAUCGGUUUUGUGUUACCAGUUGACUCUGGCGAGAAAGUGGGCUAUAAUUUAACCAACCUCCUGGCUUAUGCUGUCUUGUUGACUCUGAUUUCUGACAAUAUGCCAUCCACAUCACAUCAUAUAUCUGUUCUCGGUGUAUAUUUGACCUUAAUUCUAUUUGUUGGUGCCCUGGCGGUAAUACUGGCCGUUGUCAGUCUGUAUCUCCAUCAUCAACCGCCAAUCAAACCAAUUCCAAGAUGGAUUCAACUCGUCGUCCUGGGAUUCAUGCAUAAGUUAACAUCAUAUGAUAUAAAGGAUGAAAGAGGCGAAGGCGGGAAAUCGUCAAAAGGAAAGGCUUCUGGGGAAGAUAAGGUAGCUCCAUUAGAUGACCAGACCAGCAUUAAGACUCCUUCCGAAAAAUCACCACCAACCGUCUCCUGCAGAAUGGAAAAGACAAGGGCUUGGUCAACCGAACAAGGUUUAAAACCAGAUUACAGCGAAUACUCAUGGGUGGAUAUGUCUAAGAUUUUCGAUGCUUUCUUCUUUCGAUUUUUUCUAGUGUUGGUGGUUUUGGUGACCAUUAUAUGCAUGUUAGUGCUUGUUGUUGGUGGUGCACUAUCAUAAUCAAUAACAUGUUCAUUAAACCUGUAUAAUUUGGUUAUCGCAGAAAGAAAAAAAAUUGAAUGAAAUAAGAGUGUAACGACCGAGUUUUAUGAACCCAACUCGCCAAAAGAAUCCUUAGUGAUAUCCUCAUACUUAUUCCACCAACCUCGUUUGAAAAUAACUACUCAGUGAUAUAUGUAUCUGCGUCAUAGAGUUAGUAAAGUUACCUUGAUUAACAAGAUAGUGGGCUUGUCCCACAUAGAUAGAGUGGGAGGGAAUAAGGAUAAAAAAAACACACUGCAAAUUAUUUAUUGAGACAUUUAUUAGAAAUUAUUUAUUUAUUUAAUUUACAACCCACUUUAUGUAAAGACAUGUUUUGUAAUUUAAUGUGAGUGUCUACCAAAUGGAUCAUUGCGAUGAAGUCCCAACAAUAUUAUAUACAUCCGAUAAUGACCAACAGAACAUCUCUACAUCAUAUGGGGUUACAUAUAAUUGUGCUAUAUUCUGUAUUUCAUAAUGCACACUUUUUGUAUACUGAUUGUAUGUCCCCAUAACUCGAGUAUAGGAUACAUUAUGCCAAAACAGAUUAAAUGAACUUUUUACAGCUUGUACAGUUAACAUAGAUAAUUUCAAAUUUAAAAAAAAACCAUUUAAUAUUACUUUUGUCCUCUUUGCCGACUCCCUACCUGUGCACCACUCGUUUAAGAUGGUGUAUUUUUUUAUUUUUUUUAAAGUUAAUCUAACCAAUGACAAUGUAGAAACAGUUAUCGAUCUAUCUGUCUUGUUAACGACAAUGUUUGUCAAAUGCAAUUAAAUCUUUGAGCAACGUAGUGAGUUGAACAAAGAUUAAAUGUGAUCCUGCCAAAAUAAUAGCCAAACAUUUGUAAUUAUAU
Patella vulgata (common limpet) is the source of this 2607-nucleotide messenger RNA. Its product is annotated as neuronal acetylcholine receptor subunit alpha-3. Gene Ontology annotation, molecular function: neurotransmitter receptor activity; transmembrane signaling receptor activity; extracellular ligand-gated monoatomic ion channel activity. The record is from RefSeq and is a predicted model, not a curated record. NCBI's taxonomy places the organism in Eukaryota, Metazoa, Mollusca, Gastropoda, Patellidae. Gene Ontology annotation, biological process: chemical synaptic transmission; signal transduction; monoatomic ion transmembrane transport. The transcript has 6 exons. The coding region runs from base 383 to 1735 and encodes 450 amino acids. Gene Ontology annotation, cellular component: membrane; neuron projection; synapse.